Helobdella robusta is the source of this 6210-nucleotide messenger RNA. RefSeq lists its product as hypothetical. The record is from RefSeq and is a predicted model, not a curated record. Lineage: Eukaryota; Metazoa; Annelida; Clitellata; Rhynchobdellida; Glossiphoniidae. The transcript has 11 exons. Bases 1 to 6141 code for a protein of 2046 amino acids.
AUGACAAUAAUGUUUAAGAAUAGUAAUAAUUUGUUCCUCGUCUCCCUUGUCACCAUGUCCCUCUUCAACUCGUUCUCUCACUCAGGGUUGCCCCUAAACGAAACGAGAUUCUCCAGCCCCAACGGCACGUACCCCUCCGUGGCAGUCCCUGAAAACAUCACCCUCUUCCUCAACUCACAAAAUUUGACCAAGCAACAAAUAGAAAGAGAAGAAAACAACAGAACCUACCACCUGAAACUGCAAAACUUUUUCAAAUUGAACCGAGAAUUGAACCAACGUGAGUGGGAGCAGGAUUUAAAGGAGCUCGAACAUAUGAGCGUAGAAGAUAUUCGCGAUAGGGAGAGGAUCCGGGUUCAACUGCAAAAGUGGUUUCAACACGACGAACAGAUAGAACAACGAAAAAAGCAGAUACAACUGCAGAAGGAAUAUCUGAAGAAAUUGAAAGAGGAAAGUUCUAGAACCUUAAGGUGCCCCAUCUGUGAUUCGCUGGUAGACGAUGGUUGCACUUACAAACCCGAGGACUAUAUAAACUUCUGCCCCAACGACACCAACUCGACAAGCUGCCUCAUGAAACUCUAUGUCGACGACAGAUACGUUUCUAGACUGGUGAGGUCCUGCAACUAUAACAACAACAUCAUCAGCAACAACAACCUUAACCUCAACAACAACACUAACAACAACGUCACUAACAACAACAUCACUGACAUCAACAGUUUUAAUAACGACAACAACAGUAAUAAUAACACCAAUAUCACCGCUUUUUAUAACAACAACGACACUAAUAGUAGUAACAACAACAACAACAGCAACAACAACAGCAGCAACAACAGCAACAAUAAUAAUAAUAUUAAUAAUGAACACAACAACAACAACAACAACAACAACAACAACAACAACAACAACAACAACAACAAUAAUAAUAACACAGAUAUAACAAUCGUUGAAGCAAAUAUCACCAAUCAUUUCAACAGCAGCAGCAGCAACCGAAGUAGCGAUACCAACCUCACCACCAACAUUAACAACAACAACACUAGCAACAUCAACAACACCACUAACUUGAGCAACAACAACAUUACAAACAUCAACAACAACAGCAAUAGUGAUAAUGUUACCUACGACAAACCGCAGCUGUACAAAUCAAUUUUAGUUUGUCAAUGCAUCCCGGCAAAAGAGUCUAACAGCAAGGUUAAAAUUGACAUCAACGACUUCAACAAUGACAUCAUCAUCACUGACGACAACAACAACAACAACACUAAUGGUACCGAAAGACCAACUACAACAAUUACGACAACGAAACGUCGCAAAAAGCAAACGCCCCCGCCAAUCAAAUCGGGGAAGAAUUUCUGCGACCCUCAACACAACAUCGAAAACAUCAGAAAUCCGGAACCGAUAAAAAAAAUCCCUCUCCAUCUACAUCCACUUUGCAAAAUCCAACGUCUUCUGCCAUCUUACGGUGAAAAAAUUCGAAGGUCGAAGGUCAUGUGGGGCAUACCCGUUGUCAACCACGAAGAUGUUAAAAUCGAGGAAGGCGACUAUGAUGAUAAUGAUGAUGAGGAGGAAGAGGACGACGACGAUGAGAACGAUGGUGGUGGCGACAAGGAGGGCAGCAAAAAGUGCAACGGCGACCGUUGCAAAGUUGCGCGACAACUGUCUCCGCAACCUCAAGUACACAUCAAGAAUGACAUCAACGACAACACCACUUUUAAUGGCAACACGACCAGCAGCAACAGCAACAACAGCACCGUCAACAACAUCGCAAACAACGAUGGUAGCAGCAACAACAAUUUUACAGUGGCCGAUUUGAAACCGGUCAAAAACAUGAUCGGCAAAUGUUUAGUCUCGAGGGACUUAAUCCCAACACCAAGACCGCCAUUUUUUCUACCUUUAAACAUAACUAACCCUACCCCCAGCACUACCCUUGUUAUCACUACUGCCAACUUCACUAACGUAACUUUGGACUCAACUUCAAAGUUUCUUUUUUACAUGGAUGGUUGGUCUCAUGUUUAUUUCAAUGAUUGGUUUUUAAGACUUUCUGAAGACAAAUUACACCUCAAAAAUAAAAAGACAAAAAGAUUAAAUUCCAAAAAUAAGAAGAAGAAAAAAAGAAUAAACGCGGGAAAGUCUCAGGGAUAUAUUAACUCAAAAGGGUUGACCAGGAAGCAGAAGAAAUUAUUAGUUAGACAGUUGCUUCCUACUCCUAUCAGGGAAAAGAAUAUUUCAAAGCAAUUUUCUCAGCCAGGCGAUUCUACAAAUUUGUUUAUAAAACCUCCAGAAAAUUUUAAUUUGCAAGAAAAUAUGCAUCGUCCGUUUUACUCAAAUAAUAACAACCAACAAAAAUAUUUUACAAAUUCUAAUUUUCCCAGAAGAUUUAACUAUCAAAGACCCUUUGUAGCAAAUCCAAACAGCCACAGUGGUGAUAAUUUUUUAGGGGAAUCUGGAUUCAGGGGUCCGAUGAGCUUCAACCUAUGCAUGCCACCACCCCUGCCAGAUUCAUUUUUUGAUUCAAAGUUUGAGAAUUCGAAAUUCGAUGACAAUAGCAGUGGAAGCAGUAGUCGAAGUAACAGCUGUAAAAGGUCCAAAAAACCAAAGAGUUCUUGCACUUCUAAGGACAAAGAUAAAACAGCAAAACCGUCGACCAGUGAACCGUCGACAUCUACCUCCACCUCUGUCGAUCUCCCAGAAAAAGUUUCCAAGAAAACUUGUGAAAUAUUUAAUGACAUCUUAGGUGAAAAUAACUCACAAAAUGAUCAACUGAGUUCACUUUCGUCGAGCAAAGAUGACAAACUGCCUGGAAAGAAAACCUUGCUACCAUCCGCAACAUUGUUUGAAACAUCCACAAUGCAUUAUAGUUUUUCUAAUUAUAGAAAUUCUGGAAUUUCCAAACAUGAUAAGUACAACUACCGGCAAAGACAGUUUAACUACAAUAAAUACAACAAUGAUGACACCGGCAUAGAUAAUACAGUUCGGAAACGCUAUGGUGAUAAUAGGGGUUAUCCAUUGUCACCACCUUCGUCAUCGUCGCACUAUACCCCUUACUACCAAAGACAUCGACAACAACAACAGCAGCAUCAAUUUGAUCACUAUCAUCAUCAGCAACAGCAGUACAGAUCCAAUCAACAAAAUUAUCGUAAUUAUAACAAUAAUUAUGAUAAAAAUUAUGACAAGAAUCGUCAUCAGGAUAGAGACCGAUCUCAGAGGUAUGAUAAAAGUGAUGUUAACAUGGCUAAAAACAACAGUGGCAGCAUCGUUGAAAAAAAUCUUCCCAACAGUGAAACUGUUCUGAAUUUGUCAAGAUCUGUUUCACCAAAGAUACCAAAUAAUAUUAAUAUUAAUAAGCUUGGUGAUAAACCUAAUGUGCAUAUCAAAUUUUCUGACUCAGCUGGUAGUAAAAGUCAGCCAGAAAAGGACAACAAUGCAACAAUGGACACCAAAAAUUCAAAUGAUGAUAGUGCUAGCAAUGAAACAAAGACAUCCCUGCUCAUUAAAAGUGAAAUCAUGAAUGAUUCGGGAAAUUGUAAAAGCAAAAACGCUACUACGGCUACUACUAUCACUACAACCACAGUUACCACUACUACUUCUACAAUUACUACUGCUGCUAUGGCUACUUCAGCUGCUACUAUUAGUGCUACUGCUUCAAAGAUCUUCUCUAAUUACACAAACAUUGCAAGCUAUAACAACAACAAUAAUAGCAGUAGUAAUAAAGAUGACAGUAUUAAAUGCAAUAAUAAGAGUAGCAGUAGUAGUAGUAAAAAUACUAUGCAUGUUGUUAACAGUAAACCCCAAACAGACUUUAAAGUGAUGAAAAGUUCAAAAGUUAAAGAGAAACAAAUGAAGAAAGAUGAAGUUGAAAGCUCCAAAAAAUCCAAAACUGCAAGUGAUUCAUCAAAGAAGGAUCAAAAUACUGGGAAAACUAGUCAAACACCUAGUAAAAUUUUUACUCAGAAAGGUAGUUAUGCUACUGUUACCACUACUACUGCUACUGCAGCUACUAAAGCUGCUGCUACUGUUGCUUCUGCUAAUAGUUUCAAUGCAAGUUCAACGAAUGUAUCAUCAUCACUGAAUAAACCUCAGUCUGUUCAGAGAAAAUUAACUGAUAAGAAAAAUGGGAAACUUGCUGCUGCUGCCGAUGAUGAUGGUAAUGAUUCUGAUUCGUCUUCAUCGUCGUCGUCAUCAUCAUCGUCGUCGUCGUCAUCACCUGAUUCGGAAAAUGGUAAAAAACCAUCAGAUUUAAAAAUAGCUCAGGCUCCAGUUAAUAAAGAAACUGUUGCUAGCAAAGAAAGUGCAGUGGCUGAAAAUAGCGCAGAUGCAAAAACGAAAACAAUCAAAAGAAAACUUAACACUGAUCCUAAAGGGGUUAAAGGUGAGAAAAAGGUUUUUAAAAGUUCUACAAAUGGCUCCACAACAGCAUCAACAACAGCAACAGCACAAACAACAAGUGAAAAUAAAGAACAACUAACUAAAAAGAUGAAAAAUACGCCGUCAAAAACGGCAAGCACCAGCCAGAAUACAUCAACAGCCAACAGCUCUAAAGACAAUAAAAAUGAUGCAACCAACAAAUCAGUUACUACAGCGGCCGCAGCUGACAAGUUGCCAAAAAAAUCCCUAACCAAAUCAGAACUCCUAAAACUGAUAUCCUUCCCAAGAUCACGAAAAGAUCAGAUACAGAUUGAGAGAUUAAGGAAAGAGUAUAACUCUAAAAUUAAAUCAAUAGAAUUUGGCCUUGAAGUACCUUUCUCACUUGAACAUUUAGAUCUGGCUAACAUCGAUUUAACGGCAGUGAAAACUGAUAUACCGGAUGAAGUUAGUGCUGUCAUCAAUGAUGUUCUAGAUUUUUCUUCAACUGUGUUAGACCCAAUCGUCUUGAGUGAUGGUGAGAAUUCAAAAUCAUCUAAGAAGAGGAUUAGGAAAGCUAAAGAUACCGCCAUGUCGACUGUUGCUGGGGACUCUAGUAAUCCAGCCUCCAAAUCUCCUAAAACUAGAAAGAGAAAAGUUUCUUCAAACGCAGAUGCCAAAGUUGACGACGGUACAGCUAGUCAGGCUAAGAAAAAAAGAGCCAAAAAAACUUCAACCAAUGAUGUAACUAAUUCGCCAUCCAGCGAGAAUAUUAUCGACAGGCUGAAUAGCUUGUCUAAUGAUUUGUCACCCGAUGAUUCUACUGCAAAGAAAAAGACGCGACGAAAAUCAGGUAAUUCGGUGGCUACUACUAGCGCCACUACUACUGUCGCUACUACCAGCGCCACCACUACUGCUAAUUGUGGUAGUGGUAACAAUACUGAAGAUAGUAAUCUCAAUAAAAGUAAUAGUGCUAAUAGCGCUAGCAAUCAAAACUCAUCAGAGAAUGUGCUGGAGACAAUUUUACAGCUGUCCUUAAGAGAAGACGAGCUGCAUAGUUACAUUGCACAGGCAGACUGCGAGAUGCAGUACCUACAAUCUUGCCUAGCUGACCUAACCCAACGACUGAACACCAAACGACAAUACAAAGAUAGCCAACAACAACAUCAACAAACAUCGUCGUCGUCAUCUAACUUGAUGUUAAGCUUAUCAAACUCAGCUAUUGACAACAGUUGCAGUUAUAAUCCUGGCUUCAUCAACAUAGAGCCAACUAACAAUAAUGACGAUGAUGCCGAAAGCUAUGUUGAUGUUGACGAUGAUGGUGGGGACGACGAUCAGAAUGUUGGCAUGACGCAGCAUCAACAACAUCAAUAUCAUCAACAACAACAACAAUAUUAUCCGAACGACAACGGCAACAACAACAACAAUAUGACGUCAUCCUACUUGUCCCCACCGCCUAAUUCAGGCUUGCAAGUUAGGUACCUAGGAACUCUUUGUGAUGUUUCCCUGUUGAAGAGGAUAAAUCACCAGGAUGGUGGCGCUAGUUUCAAUAACAACAACAAAAACAUUAACAGUAACAUAAAUAGUAGUAAUAUUAACAAUAAUAGUAAUGACAACAACAACAUCAAUCUAGUUCCAACUGCAUCAGACGCUAACCCAGCUAAAAAUAGCCAGAAAGAGAAAUCUGCUUCUAAAAAUAAAAAAUCUAUAAAUAAACUCCCGUCAUCGUCGUCAUCUUCUUCAUCAAGUGAUAGUGAUGAUAAAGAUGUUAUUGUAAAUAAAUCUAAUGAUUAUGGGAAAAAUGUCUAAUGAGGAUAUGUGGUGUACAUGUAUUUAUAUAUAUACAUGUAUUAGAUUUGUUUAUAUUUACAUAUAUAU